Molecule: messenger RNA, 684 nt
Organism: Phytomonas sp. Hart1
Lineage: Eukaryota; Euglenozoa; Kinetoplastea; Trypanosomatida; Trypanosomatidae
Source: the annotation of a GenBank genome assembly
UAUUAUCUAUUUAUAGUAAUGAGCCCAAACCGUUAUUUAUAGCAAACAAGAUGUCAAGUGGUAACGUCUUAGAUGAGAGCUCUAAGAUUAGGGUUGAUGCCUCUAUCUUGGAUAUGCCGCCGGAGCUUCGCAGACUGGUAGGAAGCAUCGACGUUAUGGCCGAAGCUGAGGCUAGUGGGGAAAAUAAUGCGAAAAGUGAGGAAAUUCGGAAUAACGAACCGCCCCCAUUUCCAACCCCGUCUUUGGCGCUACUUGAACAAAUUGAUGAACUCUACACCUCGUAUACUUGGCUGGUGGAGGCGGUGUGUCGUUCCCUCGGCCCAACUGCAGCCCCGAAUGAAGAUGAGGCCGAAGUUAUUAUUCAGGAGCUGAAGGAGCGUGUGGGAAGACUACAAGCGGGGAUUCGAUCAAAGAUCCAUCAAACCGGACGCUUUGCCUUGCUAAAUCACCUGAAUUCAGAGGUGGAGAAAAGACAGGCCGCCUUAACAAGGAUGGAGUCCGUCUUGGCCACUGCCAAACGACACCUUUGAGAUCGAGCGAUGUUGCCAACUGUUAAGCAGGGACAGGGAAGAGGUUUAAAUGGACUUUUCUGACGUUGUGAUUCUGCAGGUGUAUAUUUAUGCAUGUAGGCAUUUAUAUAAAUCUAUAUAUAUAUAUGUUAUGACAUAAUAAGGUUCUCUUUAA